Oryza sativa Japonica Group (Japanese rice) is the source of this 2316-nucleotide messenger RNA. RefSeq names its product protein NRT1/ PTR FAMILY 5.1. Gene Ontology annotation, cellular component: membrane. Gene Ontology annotation, biological process: dipeptide transport; transmembrane transport. Gene Ontology annotation, molecular function: dipeptide transmembrane transporter activity; tripeptide transmembrane transporter activity. The record is from RefSeq and is a predicted model, not a curated record. NCBI's taxonomy places the organism in Eukaryota, Viridiplantae, Streptophyta, Magnoliopsida, Poales, Poaceae.
GUUUACUACACCACGAGAUCGAGGUCCACGUUCCAAAUAAUGCACGUCUGUAUCAGCUUAACCGUGGCCACAAAACCAGAAAAUAUGAUUUUAUCCUACGUACAACACCUACUACAGCUAUAGGUGUUGGUACGCCUCGGCCUCAGCAGUCAGCCCAGCCAUGCGCUAUAUAUAUAUGUAUCUCCUGUUGAAUCCUGGUCUCUCACUCUCUCUGCUCCGGCCAAAGCACAUUUGGACACACAGGUCGAGUGACAGACUGACGCAGAUAGCUAGCUAGAGAGAGAUCGAGAUGGAAGAAGAAGCCAAGCAGGAGUUCACCAAGGACGGCUCCGUCGACCUCCGUGGCCGGCCCGCCGUCGCCGCUCGCACCGGCCGCUGGAAGGCCUGCUCCUUCCUAGUAGUGCAGGGUACGAGGCGUUCGAGCGGAUGGCGUUCUACGGGGUGGCGGCGAACCUGGUGGUGUACCUGACGACGGAGUUGCGGGAGGAGACGGUGUCGUCGGUGCGGAACGUGAACAACUGGACGGGCUCCGUCUGGAUGACCCCCAUCGCCGGCGCCUACAUCGCCGACGCCUUCCUCGGCCGCUUCUGGACCUUCACCGUCUCCUCCCUCAUCUACCUCACGGGAAUGAUUCUGACAACGUUGUCCGUCUCCCUCAAGGCGCUGCACCCGCAGUGCACGCCGGACGGCGCCUGCGCGCCGGCGACGCGGUCGCAGGUGGCCUUCUUCUACGCGGCGCUGUACACCAUGGCCAUCGGCGCCGGCGGCACCAAGCCCAACAUCUCCACGUUCGGCGCCGACCAGUUCGACGACUUCGACGCCCGGGAGAGCCGCACCAAGGCCUCCUUCUUCAACUGGUGGAUGUUCAGCUCCUUCACCGGCGGCCUCGUCGCCGUGCUCGUCCUCGUCUACGUCCAGGAGAACGUCGGCUGGGGCGUCGGCUACGCCAUCCCCACCGCCGGCCUCGCCCUGUCGCUGCUGCUCUUCUACGUCGGCACGCCGUUCUACCGCCACAAGCCUGUCCGCCGGGGCGCCGCCGCCGGCCCCGCGAGGCUCGUCGGGAGGGUGUUCAGGGCGGCGUUCGCGAACCGGAGACGGCAGCUGCACGGUGAUCAGCUGCACGAGCACGACGCGGCGUGGUACGCCGCCGCCGGGACGAAGCGGCGGCUGCACCACACGCGGGGCUACAGGUUCUUGGACAAGGCGGCGCUGCCGGCGGCGGCGGCGGAGGCGGAGGCGUGCACGGUGACGGAGGUGGAGGAGGUGAAGCUGAUCACGGGGAUGAUCGUGGUGUGGCUGACGACGCUGGUGCCGUGCACCAUCUGGGCGCAGGUGAACACGCUGUUCGUGAAGCAGGGCACCACCCUGGACCGCACCGUCGGCGGCGUCCGCAUCCCGGCGGCCUCCCUCGGCAGCUUCAUCACCAUCUCCAUGCUCCUCUCCAUCCCGGUCUACGACCGCGUGCUCGUCCCCCUCGCCCGCCGCCGCACCGGCGAACCCCGCGGCAUCACGCUCCUGCAGCGCCUCGGCGUCGGGUCGGCGCUCCAGGUGGCGGCGGUGGCGUGCGCCUGCCUCGUGGAGCUCCGCCGCAUGCGCGCGAUCCGCGCCGCCUCCGCCACGGCCGCCCACGACACCGUCCCGAUGAGCAUCUUCUGGAUGCUGCCGCAGUACAUCCUCAUCGGCGUCGGCGACGUGUUCAGCUCCGUCGGCAUCCUCGAGUUCUUCUACGAGCAGUCGCCGCAGGGGAUGCAGAGCCUCGGCACCACCUUCUUCACCAGCGGCCUCGGCGUCGGAAACUUCCUCAACAGCCUGCUCGUCACCGCCGUCGACCGCGCCACCAGGGGCGGCGGCGCCGGCAAGAGCUGGAUCGGCGACAACCUCAACGACUCGCACCUCGACUACUACUACGCCUUCCUGCUGCUGCUCGCGGUGAUCAACCUGGCGGUGUUCGUGUGGGUGGCGACGAGGUACGAGUACAAGAAGGAGUACUUGUCGGACGGCGGGGACGUCGUCGCCGGGAUGGCGUCGCGGGAGACGGAGAUGGCCGGCGGCGGCAAGGGGAAGGUGGUGGAGAGGAGCAAGGUGAUCGACGCGCCAUUGGUGGUGGUGGAAGAAGUGCGUGCCGUAUAAUUUGCGGUUCAUACUGAGUAACUUGGUAUAGAACUAUAGAUCAUCAGCAUAUACGUACGGAAUACACGUAUAAAACUAUAUAUACGUAUAUAAUGGACCAUACAUGGGUUGAAAUUCGGGUUAAGCAAUAUGGAAAUGCCACGUACCAUAAUCCCGUCCGGACGGGAUCCCUUUUGUCCCCUUGAA